This is a messenger RNA of Astyanax mexicanus (Mexican tetra), 2625 nucleotides long. RefSeq names its product protein arginine methyltransferase 7 (gene prmt7). The record is from RefSeq and is a predicted model, not a curated record. The coding region runs from base 156 to 2207 and encodes 683 amino acids. Gene Ontology annotation, molecular function: protein-arginine N-methyltransferase activity. Gene Ontology annotation, biological process: peptidyl-arginine methylation. Lineage: Eukaryota; Metazoa; Chordata; Actinopteri; Characiformes; Acestrorhamphidae. The transcript has 17 exons.
UAGAAACUGAACAUGGCGGCGUCCAGUGAAUACAUCGCGUGUUAGAGAGUGUGAUCCACUGUGUUUAAACUAAAGUAUAUAUAAAUAUAUAGAAGUUUAUAGAAAUAUAUAAAUACAGCAGCUCUCUCUCUCUCUCUCUCUCUCUACCCGAGAUCAUGAAGACCUUCUGCGGGCGCGCGAAUCCCACUACCGGCGGGCUGGACUGGGUGGAGGAGAGCGAGGAGUACGACUAUCAUCAGGAGAUCGCGAGGUCUUGUUAUGCUGAUAUGCUGCACGACAGAGACAGGAAUGAAAAAUACUACCAGGGCAUUCGAGCAGCAGUCAGCCGGGUGAAGGCUCGAGGAGAACGGGUCGUAGUCCUGGACAUCGGCACAGGAACAGGCCUUCUGUCCAUGAUGGCUGUUACUGCAGGAGCAGACUUCUGUUAUGGCAUAGAGGUGUUUAAGCCAAUGGCCAAGGCUGCUGCAAGCAUUGUGCAGAAAAACGGCUUCUCAGACAAGAUCAAGGUCAUCAAUAAGCACUCGACAGAGGUGACUGUAGGACCAGAUGGAGAUAUGCAGGAGAGAGCAAAUAUACUGGUGACAGAACUGUUUGAUACAGAGCUGAUCGGAGAAGGGGCGUUACCCAGCUAUGAACACGCCCAUUUACACCUGAUGCAGGAAGGCUGUGAGGCUGUUCCCCACCGGGCCACCAUUUAUGCUCAGGUGGUGGAAUCGGAGCAUCUGUGGAGCUGGGCACAGAUCCGCCCGGUUCAGGUGGACGACCGGACGCUGCACCCUCCUGCUGCGAUGAAACAGUGUGCUGGAACACCUUCAGUGUGUGAUAUCCAGCUCAGCCAGGUUCCCCCCAGCGCAUUCACACCGAUCGGACCCCUCUGCACCAUGUUCAGUGUGGACUUCAGUAGGAUGGUCAGCAGCGCUCCCUGCUCAUACUCCUGCAAGUUUACAGUGCAGGCAGGUGGAAGAGCUCAGGUGGUUUUGUCCUGGUGGGAUCUGGACAUGGACCCCAGUGGCAGUAUUGUCUGCUCUAUGGCCCCCAAAUGGACUUACUCAGAGCCCCGAGAAUAUCCGUGGAGGGAUCACUGGAUGCAGAGUGUGUAUUUCCUCCCUACUGAGAGGAAUGUGUGUGAGGGAGAAAAGCUGAGCUUGACCGUCUUCCAUGACGACUACAGCCUGUGGUACAACCUCGAUGAACGUCACCAAAUCAGUGCUGAUAUAAGCUCCACUAGACCAUGCUGUACCUGCCAGACUCACCUGGUGUGGACACGGCCACGCUUCGGAGAGCUAAACGACUGGCAGAGGACAGACAGUUACCUCAGUGCUCUCCGCAGUGUUCUGAGGCCUGACAGCGUGUGUUUAUCAGUUAGUGAUGGAAGUCUUCUGCCCAUUUUUGCACACAUGCUCGGAGCUAAAAAGGUGUUCAGUUUGGAAAACUCUGGAAUGACAAAGCAAGUGAUUGAGCAGUUUCUAGAGGCGAACUCGAUUAAGAACGGGGUCCGACUGCUGGCGAUCCGGGCAGAACAACUCACAGCAGCUGACCUGGAGGAAGAGCGGAUAUCUGUGCUGAUUGGUGAGCCCUAUUUCAGCACCAGUCUGUUGCCAUGGCACUCUCUGUUUUUCUGGUACUGCCGCACAGCACUGGCCCGCCUCCUUCGGCCUGGUGCCAUCAUCCUGCCCUCUUCUGCCACGCUGUACCUCCUCGCUGUGGAGUUCCAGGACUUAUGGAGAAUACGGGCUCCCUGUGGGACCUGCGAAGGCUUUGAUGUCAGUCCGAUGGAUGAGAUGGUGCAGCAAUCCCUGGAUUUCCGAGAGUCUCGAGAAGCCGAGCCACAUCAUCUGUGGGAGUAUCCGUGUCGGGCCCUAACCAAACCACACCCAGUGAUGACAUUUGAUUUCCAACAGUGUGUUCCCGCGCAGCCAAUCAGCAGUCAGGGAACUUUACCACUAACUGGGAGUGGGCGCUGUCAUGGGUUUGCUUUGUGGAUGGAGUACAACUUGACUGAGGACAUCACAGUCAGCAUGGGCCUGACUAAACCUGUUGGCGAGGAGGGGGAGUGUGUGUGGAGUCCACAUCGAAAACAGGGAGUGUACUUCUUACAGACGCCAUCGGAAAGUUCAGGAGAUGGACGGACAUCUAUGCAAUACAACCUGACCUUUGAACCCAACACUGGUGACAUUAAAAUGGACUUUUCCGUCAUCCAGCCUUGAUCAUGUGUUGUUAGAACUAAAAUGAACUGUAUUGGACAGCAGGGAGGUAAAGUAUUUAAAUCCAAAGAAAUACAUUAGCUGCUUCAUCCUUAAAAAAAUACCCUUUAGUACUGCAGUAUAUUCAUUCACUAGUGUUUUAGUGAGUGUCAUUGACUAGUGAAAUUACGAGAAUUUAAGCUUCAUUGUGAAUAGAAAUUUGAAUUUCACUAAUCAAUGUAAUUAGUCAAUGUAAUAUAAUACAGUCAAUGUAAUAUAGUCAAUGUAAUAUAAUACAGGAAAUUUGUCAAUUUCCUGUAUUAUAUUACAUUGACUAGUGAAAUUACGAGAAUUUAAGCUUCAUUGUGAAUAGAAAUUUGAAUUUGGACCAUUUUUUUAUUGAUACCUCAAAAUAAUUAAAGUUGUUUUGAAUGUUUACAAA